UUGAAAACUAUUUAACUCCUUUGUAGUAUACGUUUAUGUUUAAAUACCCACUAAGAGGAGAGGGGGGAAAGGAAGGUGCGAAGAAGGAUUUUUGCAGUGAUGGAGGCCCGGCAGCAGAUAUCCAAGUCUAGGGUUUUGAAGGUGGAAUCCGGGGAGUCAUGGGAGUCCUUCAUGGCUCAGGCCAAGAGUCAGGGUUCCCCUGUUUUUGUUCAUUUCAGUGCUUCAUGGUGCGUUCCAUCUCUUGCCAUGAACUCCUAUGUGGAAGAGCUGGCCAUGAAUUAUCAGGAUAUACUUUUUCUGCUUGUAGAUGUGGAUGAAGUCAAG
Messenger RNA from Dendrobium catenatum, 324 nucleotides. Its product is annotated as thioredoxin-like protein CXXS1. The record is from RefSeq and is a predicted model, not a curated record. Lineage: Eukaryota; Viridiplantae; Streptophyta; Magnoliopsida; Asparagales; Orchidaceae.